Ictidomys tridecemlineatus (thirteen-lined ground squirrel) is the source of this 740-nucleotide messenger RNA. The record is from RefSeq and is a predicted model, not a curated record. Lineage: Eukaryota; Metazoa; Chordata; Mammalia; Rodentia; Sciuridae.
GGUGGUGGUGAUGGUGGUGGAGGGGUGACUCUGACCUCAGGGCCGUCCGCAGGCCUCGUCCGGGAGCAGGAGGCUGGGCUGCUGCAGUUCCUCCGCCUGGAUGGCUUCUCCGUGCUGAUGCGGGCCAUGCAGCAGCAAGUGCAGAAGCUCAAGGUCAAGUCGGCAUUCCUGUUGCAGAACCUGCUGGUGGGCCACCCUGAACACAAAGGCACCCUGUGCUCCAUGGGGAUGGUCCAGCAGCUGGUGGCCCUCGUGCGGACGGAGCACAGCCCCUUCCAUGAGCACGUGCUUGGAGCCCUGUGCAGCCUGGUGACAGACUUCCCGCAGGGAGUGCGUGAGUGCCGGGAGCCCGAGCUGGGUCUGGAGGAGCUCCUCCGUCACCGCUGCCAGCUGCUGCAGCAGCACGAGGAGUACCAGGUGCGUGGGGUGGGCAGCAUCCGCUGCCAGCUUGGCUCCCUCCCUCCCCCGCCAUUCUGUGGUGGUUACCACGGGCGCCCUGUGUCCCUGCAGGGCAGCGAGGAGGAGGGAUGGUGUGUUAAAGGUUUUCAUUAAGUUGAUAAGAAGUAGGUAAAGGAUGAAUAAUUGUAUUAUCGACUAGAUAGUGUAAUUAAAAAGUGAUAAGUAACCCAUUAGAUAUGUAAUUAAUAGAUAAGAAGUAAUAAUUCAGUAGAUAAACGAUGGGUCAUUUAAUAAUUUAAGUCAUUUAAUAAUUUUAGUGAUUAAUUCAGGGACCUGAUUGG